Molecule: messenger RNA, 1252 nt
Organism: Nilaparvata lugens (brown planthopper)
Lineage: Eukaryota; Metazoa; Arthropoda; Insecta; Hemiptera; Delphacidae
Exons: 7
Coding region: 280-1083 (267 amino acids)
Source: RefSeq, a predicted model, not a curated record
CAGUCAUGAAGUUUGUAAAGAGUGGAAGUGCGGACAGAAUUUGAUAAGAAAUUAUUAAGAAUAAUGGCUAGAGUUGUGAUUGUUGUUAUUUGGAUAAGAAGGUUGAUGACGAUGAUAUAAUGAGAUGUGUCCGGAAAAUGUUGAGGCUGAGAUGGUUACAGUGAGUGCUCAGAGACAAUCCCGAGAGGGAAAGUAUUUUUGGAGACAAUAUUAUAAAACUAUGUUGACGUGUGUGCUCUUCUUCAUUUCAUAUUCUUCGUUCAUUCAUCAACCGCGAAUAUGAGUGCUUCAAAGCAGAUUAGUAUGUGCUGUCUAAGGACAAAGAAAUGGGAAGCACUAUCACUGAUCUAUUUCAUAUCUGUCGUUCAUUUGCUACUCGGAAAUGGUGAGGCGGCUACUGUGCAAAACUCGAUCAGUACAGUGAACGGAUUCCUUCCAAGUCCGGUGAAAUACUUCAGCCAGGGUCAGCAGGAGGGGGGUGGGGGCGACACUGAGAAGUCACAGGUUGAUGCUCAAGAGGUUGGCAGCUCUGCGCAUGCGCCCUACGACCAGAAUGCCACCUCGACGUCUUCCAGGGCUCAGGAAGCGAGAUUCGGAUAUCCAUUAUCAGGAGACGGAUCAUACGGAAUGUCAGGAGUGUAUGCGCCAACCAGAAUCGACCUGGGUGGAGUGCUGCUUGGAGCCAUAGUUGGUUUUGGAGCUGUCUUGAUUCUACCCAAACUGCUGCACUUGCUCACGGUUCCAGUAGGAAGCUCUCCUCAUCCAUAUGGGCGAAAUGUAGAAGAAGUUACAACCGGCUUGAAUUCUGUUUUGAAUCGCGUGGACGCUGCUCUGGAACGUGAGAACAUAGAUUCGUCAGCUUGCAUUCAGAGAGCAAUUUGCGAAUCUGUCAAAGCCUCUCCUUCUGACGGAUUCAUCAACACACUGGCUAGGAAUUCAUUGGUCUCAUCCUUAGUGAAAGGAUCAACGGUUGGAGGAGCCGUUGAGUCUGCCAGAGGUUUCGAAGGAUGCUCACAAUUCGCAGCAAAAUGUCCUUUCAACCAACGAAUAAUAGCAAAUAGUCUGAAGAGCCUUCUUACCUAAAGCCUUGUUAAUAUACUUAUAUGUCUUCAAACCAUAAUACCUCACUGUGUAUAUGGGAUUUAUUUUGUUUGUUUAAAAAAUUUUGAAAUAUAAAUUUGUAAUAUUAAAAAUUAAUAUUAUUUUCUAGGUUAUUGAGAAAACAAUAAUUUUCUACCAUUUGAAAUAGUUA